Messenger RNA from Phasianus colchicus (ring-necked pheasant), 1966 nucleotides. NCBI's taxonomy places the organism in Eukaryota, Metazoa, Chordata, Aves, Galliformes, Phasianidae. The record is from RefSeq and is a predicted model, not a curated record.
GUCUAAUUCUACAGUCAGAUCCUAAAUUCUUUUUUUUUGUUGUUGUUGUAGCAUCUGCAAAUGACAAUCCAGGCUCUUCAAGAUGAGCUUAGAACCCAGAGAGACCUUAAUCAUCUUCUCCAGCAAGAAAGUGGAAACCGAGGUGCUGAGCAUUUUACUAUUGAGCUAACAGAAGAGAAUUUUCGAAGACUUCAAGCAGAACAUGAUAGGCAAGCUAAAGAGCUUUUCCUGUUAAGAAAAACUCUAGAAGAAAUGGAGCUAAGGAUUGAAACACAAAAACAAACACUAAAUGCUAGAGAUGAAUCAAUAAAAAAGCUUCUGGAAAUGUUGCAAAGUAAAGGUUUGCCCUCUAAAGGAAUGGAAGAUGACAAUGAGAGAACUCGAAGGAUGGCAGAAGCUGAAUCUCAGGUUAAUCAUUUAGAAGUGAUAUUAGACCAGAAGGAGAAGGAAAACAUACAUCUUAGAGAGACAUGAUAUUUGAAGAUUUUGAACACAGUCGAAGUUCCACUGAUACAAUGAGAAGAAGAAAAAUAACUAUUAAUUUACCUACAGAAAACUGCUUGCUUAGUUUUCUGCUGCUGUUCUUGGUAGUUGCGGACAGGUUCUUCUUAGUGGUGUGUCACUGAUUCUGUUUAAAAUCCUAUUCUAUUAAAAAAAAAUUCUUAUGCUCUUAUAUGUUGGCAAUCUGAUUCUGAAUUCACUUCAAACAAGUAUUCCAAGUGGGGUUAUCUCUAGUUAAAGUGAAAGGUCAUCUUAGGGAAGGGAAUGUGCUUUUCAUGCUUUCCUUUUAAAAAUUUGCAGUUGCAGAAUGCAUUAUUUUCAUAAAUAACAAUCAUAUAUUUCUUUGGUUACGUUGCUUUAAUCAGCUUUGAUUCUUGACAGCUUUUAUCUUCCUGAGCAUAAUUUUAUUUACAAAAAUGUUGAUCUUAGUUUUUUUAUAAUGCAUUUUUCUUUGGCUCAGUAUUUAACACAAAAAUCCACAUUGGAAAACCUUCCAAAGAUUAUACAUAAAGAGAACAGUAGCUUUUCAUCGAAUCAAUUACAUCUCUAUUUGCUGUUUCAUUAUUCACCUGAAUUUUCAUAGGGUUCAAUAAUAAGAUUUGUGUUAUGGUUUCCUAGAAAAACUGUUCUGUGAAAAUGAUAAAUAAGGGCAAAUAUAAGAUGAAAUCCAAACGACCCUCUUCCCUCAAAUAAUCACACUAUGAAAAAUAUAUUCAUGAUAGUCUAAAGUAAAGAAUAUAUGUUUUUACUUGCUUGAAUUUUUAAAGUUGUCUCCUUUAAAUUAGUGGUUGUUAUAUGACUGCAGAUCUUGAACCUUGAGAGGCUGGGAUACUGCAUGGACUGAUUCUUUGUAUUGGUUUCUGAUUCUGUCAUUGUACUCUUUUCAAGAUGCCUGUGUAAACUAUCCAUUGAAAUAGUGCAGUUUCUUUAAAAAACAAAGCCAUGAAAUAUUAUCCCCUGAGUAGUCCUAAUGUUGGUGUUCAGAAUUACAAUGGGAAAACAAUAGGACUGCUCUCAUGAAAACCCCAGUGCAGCAAUAUGCAUGCUUAUGAGUAGUGCCAGGGAACAUUGUAUAAAACAGUGCAGCAUCAGGAGCUGUUAGUCAACCAGCCCAGUUCUCCUCUCCUUGUCGCAAACCAUUCCCCAUGCAUACAGCUUCCUAGGAAUAAUUGGGAUAAUUCAGCUCUAUUUAUACUUCAUUAUGGCAAUGUUAAAUGCAGUGUAUUUCCUUAGUACCCCACAUGUGUCCUGGACACCACUAGUUCAGUUCCAUACACAUCACUUUCUUUUCUCUGAAGUAGUCAGACUUCUGCAGGUGUACGUUUUCAUGCAUAUGCACUGUGAGGUUUAUAAUGAUACAGAUUUCCCAGUACAUAAUGUGUUAAAUAAACUUGUCAUUUACAAAACAUCAUAUGAGUUGUUGUGAUCUUCAGGUAAGCUGCAGUAAUCUGCAGCAAGAUGAGCC